UUGGCAGUGUGGUGGUGGUGGCAGUGGUGGCAGUGGUGUCACUGGCAGUGGUGGCAGUGGUGUCAUCGGUAGUGGUGUUAGUGGUGGCAUUGAUGUCAUUGGCAGUGGCGGUGGUGUCAUGUGUAGUGGUGUUAGUGGUGGCAUUGAUGUCAUUGGCAGUGGCGGUGGUGGUGUUAGUGGUGGCAGUGGUGUCAUGUGUAGUGGUGUUAGUGGUGGCAUUGAUGUCAUUGGCAGUGGCGGUGGUGUCAUCGGUAGUGGUGUUAGUGGUGGCAUUGAUGUCAUUGGCAGUGGCGGUGGUGUCAUCGGUAGUGGUGUUAGUGGUGGCAUUGAUGUCAUUGGCAGUGGCGGUGGUGUCAUGUGUAGUGGUGUUAGUGGUGGCAUUGAUGUCAUUGGCAGUGGCGGUGGUGGUGUUAGUGGUGGCAGUGGUGUCAUGUGUAGUGGUGUUAGUGGUGGCAUUGAUGUCAUUGGCAGUGGCGGUGGUGUCAUCGGUAGUGGUGUUAGUGGUGGCAUUGAUGUCAUUGGCAGUGGCGGUGGUGGCGGUGUUAUCAGUGCCGCCGUGGUAAUAUAAUUGACGGUGGUAGCGAUGGCGAUCGCGUUGGCGGUGUUGGUGGUGACGGUGGCAGUGGUGGUGGAAGCGGCGGCGGUUUCCUUCCUGCGUCGGCCAGCGCUGCGCUCCUUGCGGAGGGCGCCCGCGAGCCGGCGUGCGGUAGCGACGAUGGAGGUGCCGACGAGUGGAGCGAGGUGGCGCGGCUGCUUGAGGCGCAGGCGCUCAUGCUGAUGGAGAGGACCUCGCCGCUGGGCCAAGGAGGAGGAGGAGUAGGAGGGGAACGUAGAGCAGAAAUAACAAGCGGAGGAGGAGGAAGAUGGGGAGGAAUAGGCAGGCUGAUGGGAGAAGGGAUCUACUGGGGAGAAGGACAAAUGGUUGGAGAGGAAAGACGAAGAGGAGAAGUUGCAGAAGGCACCAGCGGAGGAGAGGCAGAAGGAAGAGCAUUGGAGCGAAUGUUAGAAAUGAGACGCGAGGGAACGAGCGUGGCAUUCGAAGGAACGUUUGGGCUGGGGGAAGGCCUACGCGGACCGAAGUGCACGGGGGGAGAAACAGAGAUGCAGGAAUCGUCGACAGAAGACGAGAGGAAGCAGGCCGAUCGGGAGGAUCACAAGGAGACCGAAGAACGAGAUCAGAAGGAGGAGGUUUCGGCGGUGGCGGCAGCGCGGACGGAAUGUUUGCGGAGUGCCUCGGCGUUGUGGCCGGACGUCCUUCUUUACCGUCCGCCUUUCCGCCUUGCGCCUGGCUCUCGGAGCGGAGCUUCGAGCGCUCUCCCCGCGCUCGCGACGGCGGCGCGGCGCCACGUUCGGGCGUCGAGGCCGCCGCGGCUCGGGCCGAUUCGGAAACGAAUCGGGCGGCGCGCGCCGCUCCGCUGAACAGGUCCUACGACGUCGCCACGCCGUCACCGGCGCUCCUCGCCAGCCUCAGGGGAGGAGGGGGAGAGGUGGAGCGCGAGCUGGUGAAGAGGUGUCUGGAGAUGGAGCUGUGCGGUGUCAUGGGAGUGCGGGCGAAGGUGACUUGCGGGAGCUACUGGCGCGCGGUGAAAGACGACAGUCGGCUCAAGGGAGAGCGAGUGACGGCGUUGGCCAGAGGGUUCCUCACACGACGACUUCUCGCUACCGAGAAGGUGCAGCAGCUCAAGCAGACCGUCAAGGACACACGGGAUCUGCUGCACUCUUUGAGGCAGGCAACUCCUCCCCGCCGCUCUCGGUCGACGCAGGACUCGGCGCUGUACGAGAGGGCUCUCGCUCAGCUGAGAGCCGCUCUCUACGACGUCCAUGACAUCUUCUUUGCGACGACGAGCCACGAAAAGGUGGAGAUGAUGAGGAGCGACAGGGAGGCGCGCCGAGAGAGGGAACAGCGGAGGCUGGAGAGAAGCGUUGAGGUGCCACACGGAAGACCAGUGCUGUCUGCUGCCACGCAGAAGUCGCUGGAGAGGAAAUUCAAGCAGAGGGCGACGGAGCAAAACCGAGGGAGUCCGAGGACGCGGGGUCCUAUCGUGCGGGCGUCCAGCCACUCCAGGGUGUUUAGGCCUAACCAGAGCAUCAACACGUUACCUCCUGCUGCCAUGGCCACUGGGGGCUUGUACAGGUCGGCGAUUGCGAAGGGCAAGGAAACGGCCUUCCCUGCCUCCGCUGCUUCUCCCACCGCCUCCCACUGCGCUCGCGUGAGGAAGAUCGGAGGCAGCGGCGGCGGCAGCGGCGGCGGCGGCGCAAGGAAAGUUGGGAGCAUCGCCAUCAAGAAGCGUCCGUCGCUGGCCAUGUGAGGUGCGCCGGGACAAACGUGAGAGCCGGGGGCAUCUUGUUCGUAACCUCGCCCCGGCCAUUAACCGACCGGGGUAACCAACGACUUUAAGAAAUGUUUAUUUUACCAGCGAAGGCCCCCGCUUAGCUGUGUAGCUUUUUUUUUUUAUCAGAAGCGACCCUGUCUAUCGCAAAUGGUAGGUCAACGAAGUGUCUGAUCAUCAUCGUCAUCAUCGUCGUGUGGAAAUUUCUAGCAGCCAAAUACUCGUUGAGUCUUAAACGUGGAGGGAAAAACCGGAGUACCCGGAGAAAGAUCCACGCGGCCACGGGGAGAGAGGCACUCAAACUCCAAAUCUACAGCAGGCGUCAGUGUCAGGAUUGAACCCACGACUUCCUGCAUACCAGGCGAGGUAGUUAACAUCUCCUAGCCACCGUGGCGAUGAUGAUGAUGAGAGACACGCAAACUCCAAAUAUACAGCAGCAGGUGUCAGGGUCGGGAUCGAACCCACGACCUCCUGCAUGCCAGGCGAGGUAGUUAACAUCUCCUAGCCACCGUGAUGAUGAUGAUGAGAGAGACACGCAAACUCCAAAUAUACAGCAGCAGGCGUCAGUGUCAGGAUUGAACCCACGACCUCCUGUAUACCAGGCGAGGUAGUUAACAUCUCCUAGCCACCGUGAUGAUGAUGAUGAGAGAGAGAGAGACACGCAAACUCCAAAUAUACAGCAGCAGGCGACAGGGUCCGGAACGAACCCACGACUUCCUGCAUGCCAGGCGAGGUAGUUAACAUCUCCUAGCCACCGUGAUGAUGAUGAUGAUGGAAGAGAGACACGCAAACUCCAAAUACACAGCAGCAGGCGUCAGGGUCGGGAUGGAACCCACGACCUCCUGUACACCAGGCGAGGUAGUUAACAUCUCCUAGCCACUGUGAUGAUGAUGAUGAGAGAGAGAGACACGCAAACUCCAAAUAUACAGCAGGCGACAGGGUCCGGAAUGAACCCACGACCUCGUGCAUGCCAGGCGAGGGAGUUAACAUCUAGCCACCGUGAUGCCCAAGUUGUGCUUGUAUGCCAAUGCAGCAGCAGCAGCGUCGCCAAAUCAUUCACCGUAAUAGCCGUCGUGUCGCAGCGCCACUGCCAUGUUCAGUCUUCCAUCUCCUCGAAGCCAAAGGGGUCCCCCCAGUAUUGCGAGGGGUCAGCUACGCGGAUAGGGGCGCUGUACGUGUGACAUUAAGCAUGGGGAAAUCAUCUCGGAUUUAAGCACCUUCCUGUGUGGAGUUUUGAAUGGCCUCCACCUGUCCUGCAGAGUGAGUAGACUUUGUAUGGCUUCCACCUGUUCUACAGAGUGGAGUUUGUGUGAUCUCCCCCUGUUCUGCAGAGUGAGUGAGUGGAGUUUGUAUGAUGUCCCCUGUCCUGCAUGGGUUUCCUCCAGGUCCUCUCUCGGAUGAAACCCAUUAAUAAUCAAAACGUGCUCCUAUAAACUGAGUCAGGGUUAGGGGUGGGGGAUGGUGGUGUUUGGGAUGGCACCUCAGCGGUGUUCACACCGAACCCCGUGAACCGGAGUUGGAUUCCCCGUCCUACGGCUAACAUCGGUGGCGAGCGAUAACAGCGAUAGCAAAUUACAUUUUUAAAUAUCGACUCCAGCCCAGCCGGAGCCAUCGCCCUUCUCCCGACCCUCCCCCCGCCCCCAAACCCCCUUCCCGCCCCGCGUGCCGUGCCACCAGCCCGCCCUGACCCUGACCAGCCCGGUGAAGUACGGUCCGCGCGUUCCCCCGCCCGCCGGGUGCCGUAGCGGCAGCGCCAUUUCUCCGCCGUGACACUCUUGACCGCGGCGAUACGUUUGGUGGCCGCGCUUGCCGCAGCCCCGACGUGGCCGGCGUUUACGCCCCCCUUUACCCUCCCUGCCCCCCCCAAGGGAUUGCGUUUUUUCUGCGGCCACGUUUACAAACGCACGGCGGUGGCGGGUGGGGGGCUGUUUGGCCACGAAACGCAGGCGGUGAGGUGGAGUCUGAUGAUGCCCCCGCGCCCCCCCCCGCCCCCCGCCCCGCAUUCUUCUUGGUCGUGGCUCUGGCUCAAGUGAGCGCGAGGCUCAACAAGCGUGCCAGCCGCGCGCUCAACUCGGGGGCCGGCUCUUGAGCCACGGUCUCCCAGCAGCCACCGCGGCUCUGGGUGCAGACCCACGAGCUGAGCCAGUGCCGAGCCACGGCUGAGUCGCUCACUCGAGGUGGCUUUGAGAACAGCUGAGCUACAGCUGAGCCACGGCUGAGCCACGGCUGAGCCACGGCUGAGCUACAGUUGAGCUACAGCUGAGCCACAGCUGAGCCACAGCUGAGCCACAGCUGAGCCACGGCUGAGCCACGGCUGAGCCACGGCUGAGCCACGGCUGAGCCACAGCUGAGCCACUCACUUUGAGAGAAUCUCAGCGGCACAAGCCCUCGAUGAGCCAGAGCCGAGCCACGGCUGGGAAUACAGUCCCAGAGGGUUACGUCAUUAUUAUUAUAAUCAUCAUCAUCAUCAAUCCAUCCCCAUCACUACUAAGAUUUCUAGCACUUAAAUCAAAACUUUGUAUCUUCGGCACUACCACUAUCAUCAUAUUACCACCCCAAUCGACUGCAUCACAAUCGCCGCCAUCACCAAUUGCUAAUGUCAGUCAUUACAGCCACUGUCGCCAUGAUGACCCACCACCGCUAAUACAAUCAUAACCACAAUGUUCAGAGCCGCUAUCACUACCACCACCACCACCACCAUCAUCAUCAUAACCACCAUUACCUGCACAAUGAUCACUGUCAUCACCAAACAACAAUACUACCAAAGACAUCUUAAUCACAAUCACCACCAUCAUCAUCAUAACCACCAUUACCUGCACAAUGAUCACUAUCAUCACCAAAUAACAAUACUACCAAAGACAUCUUAAUCACAAUCACCACCAUCAUCAUCAUAACCACCAUUACCAACACAAUGAUCACUGUCAUCACCAAACAACAAUACUACCAAAGACAUCUUAAUCACAAUCACCACCACCACCACCAUCAUAACCACCAUUACCAGCACAAUGAUCACUAUCAUCACCAAACAACAAUACUACCAAAGACAAAGACACCUUAAUCACAAUCACCACCACCACCACCAACCAACUACCUUGACCAGACUCUCCAUCACCACUCCCACAGUCAUAACCACCACCGUCGCUAGUAGCACAUUGCUACCACAAUCGCAAGCACCACCAUCAGCUACUAACUAGUCACUAGACGGACAAAGAUCCCCCGUGUAGCCUUAACAGACUGUCGGGGCAAGUGCUGUUAGCGAGUAGAAUUUAUGAAGCCCAGCAUGGCACACGAGGGGGUGGGUGGCCAGCACCACACCCGGCCGCCUUUGUCUCCCCAGUGGAGAUGUUUACUACACCGCUUCAGGUACUCAUUUGAGGCUAAGUCAACCUAGGGGAGGCCUAGGACCGGUUCAGAUAAUCGUCACCGGUGUUGGCCGUGAGCGGGAAUCGAACUCUGGUCGUCAGUUUCGUAGCACAGCGCGUUUGACCGCUGCACCACCGCUCUCCACCGCCACCAACACGGUCAUCACGACCACCACUAGCACCACCACCACCAUUAGCACCACCACCACCACUAGCACCACCACCACCAUUAGCACCACCACUAGCACCACUAGCACCACCACUAGCACCACCACCACUAGCACUACCACUAGCACCACCACUAGCACCAGCACUAGCACCAGCACUAGCACCAGCACUAGCACCACCACCACCACUAGCACCACCACCACCACUAGCACCACCACCAGCACCACCACUAGCACCACCACCACUAGCACCACCACUAGCACCACCACCACUAGCACCACCACUAGCACCACUAGCACCACCACCACUAGCACCACCACUAGCACCAGCACCACCACCACUAGCACCACCACUAGCACCACCACUAGCACCACCACUAGCACCACCACCACCACUAGCACCAACACCACCACUAGCACCACCACCACCACUAGCACCACCACCACCACUAGCACCACCACCAACACCACCACUAGCACCAACACCACCACCACUAUCACCACCAACACCACCACUAGCACCACCACCAACACCACCACUAGCACCAACACCACCACUAGCACCAACACCACUAGCACCACCACCACCGUCGCUCGACAUCACACGCUCGGCACUUGAAGUGUGCAUACAGCGCUACGCGAUGCAAACGUCCCCCCCCCCUCUCCUCUCGUCAUUCGCUCGAGAAUGUAACGUGCAAAUCCGUUCGCGUGCCGUACCGUAGCCAAACCGUGCCAAUCCGGGAGGUGUGAAAUCCGCGUCGUUUGCGUAAUUUAAAAAAAUAUAUUUUUUGUUAAUUUUGUCGGGGGAGACGCUGCACUUUGUGCGUUGGAAUUGGCAGUAACAGUCCAGUCCGCCCCUUCUGUUUUCGACGUCGCAUCUCGUGGACAUUAUUUUGUUGUUAUUUACGGGUGUCUCUUGGUCGUUUACGCUGGCGCAUGGUGCGUUCUCAUUUUAAUUUGAUGUUAUUUAUUGCGCGCUGACCGACUCGCGUGUAAGAGCGCGCGCGUCGCUUUGCCUGGGUGUGGCUUGUUUUAAAAACUUUUAAGUUAUUAAAGUUGUGUUUUGCAGUG
Messenger RNA from Lethenteron reissneri (Far Eastern brook lamprey), 6930 nucleotides. RefSeq lists its product as uncharacterized. Lineage: Eukaryota; Metazoa; Chordata; Hyperoartia; Petromyzontiformes; Petromyzontidae. Gene Ontology annotation, cellular component: centriole. The record is from RefSeq and is a predicted model, not a curated record. Gene Ontology annotation, biological process: ciliary basal body organization; regulation of cytokinesis; centrosome duplication.